Molecule: messenger RNA, 2388 nt
Organism: Dendronephthya gigantea
Lineage: Eukaryota; Metazoa; Cnidaria; Anthozoa; Malacalcyonacea; Nephtheidae
Product: piggyBac transposable element-derived protein 4-like
Exons: 2
Coding region: 17-1972 (651 amino acids)
Source: RefSeq, a predicted model, not a curated record
GUGUCAGAUUGUAAACAUGGCAUCAACAAGUGCACUCACUUUAGAAGAGGUUCUUUUAGAAAUAGCCGAUUCUGAUUGUGCUAGUAACAACGGAAUGUCUUCAGACGAAGAAGAGUUCAUCAAUCGAGAGUUAGGCGUAAUUUCUGGAGCUUCAAGUGAUGAAGAUACUGGUCCUACAGAUGUUGCUGAUGCUGCUAAUGAGGAGGAAAGUUGUAGUUCUGACACAUCUUCAGAACACCACUCCCCUGUUAGAAAACGAUCUAAGGGUAGAGGGAAGGGUAGAGGGAAGGGUAGAGGGAGAGGGAGAGGAAGGGGUAGACCCACUAGGUCCCAAGGUGAAAGCUCCCUGUCUCCUAACCCAUCAGGCCCCAAAGUGCAUGAGGGAUUUUGUGAUCCUGACAUUAGGAAUGUUCUUCCAGAUUUUGCCCCUAGCCGAGCUGUUGGGAUCCACCUAGAUCAUGCUUUCACCAGAAGUAUGAACCGUGAAGUUGAGUUCUUUAGGCUCUUCUUCACAAGGGAAAUGCUUCAAGAGGUAGUCACCCAUACCAAUGCUUAUGCCCACAUAAAAAUAGGUACUCAACCAUCCACUUACACAACAAAGGACGGGGCUUGGCAACCCACCAACCUUGAAGAGAUUGAGAGGUUGAUUGCCUUUUUAGUGUAUGCUGGUUUGGUAAGGGUCAACAGUGACAUAACAAAUUAUUGGAGUAUAAAGACCUUAUAUCAUGGUCUGUGGGCAAGAAAAAUAAUUUCUCGGACUCGGUAUAAGGCUGUAAUGGCAUUUCUGCAUGUGGUGGACCCCGUCACUGAAGACCCCAGCAAUAAACUGCGAAAGGUAGAGUCUUUUGUUCAGUCUUUUAGAGAGAGAUGUGAACAACUGUACCAGCCUUCACAGAAUAUUGCUGUUGACGAACGCAUGGUCAAAUCUAGGAAUAGGUCAGGGAUUAGGCAGUUCAUGAAAGAUAAGCCUACUAAGUGGGGGAUAAUGUUAUGGGUUGCUGCCGACAGUUCUAAUGGGUAUACCUGUAACUUUGAGAUCUACACAGGAAAGAAGGCCAAAGGUUCAUCUGAGCAUGGGUUGGGCUAUGAUGUUGUGAUGAAUUUAUUAGAUAAGUAUUUUGAUCAGGGUUAUCAUGUUUAUUUUGAUAAUUUUUACACUUCCCACCAAUUAGUUAGGGACUUAUUCUUGCAUGGUACUCCCUCCACGGGCACAGUUAGAAUAAAUAGGGUAGGUUUCCCGCAGAGUCUAAAAGACGUAAAAGCCUGGGCCAAGACCCAGAAGCGUGGAGGGUUACGGUGGGUUAGGGAGUCAGAGGUGUUGACACUGCAAUGGGUUGACAACAAGCCUGUAUCAGUGUUGACUACUAUUGACUCAGCCAAUGACCAGGUGGUAGCUAAGAGAAGGGCAAUGGUGGACAAGAAAUUUGCUAAGAUAGAUGUCCCCCAGCCUAAGGCCAUACAUAGGUACAACCAGUACAUGAAUGCCGUAGAUAGGUCUGAUCAGCUUCUUGCUUCUCACAACAUUCGUAGGAAAUGUUAUAGGUGGUGGAAAAUUUUGUUAAAUUAUCAUCUUAUAGAUAUGGCAAUUGUUAAUAGUUUUAUACUGUUUCAGAAACAUCGGGCCGAGAACAAGGAUAUAAAAGAGCUGCAGCGCAAGAAGGGGUAUACCAUAGUAGAUUUUCGGGAGGCAAUUGUAAGGCAAUUGUGUCAUAUGACAGACUAUGAUGACCCUCCGGUGUCUAGCAUGACUAAACAUGAAGUGAAUCCGGAUUCUUUCCAUGUAGAACAUACACCUGGGAUCGAGCCUGGUGUAAGACGCAAUUGCUUUCUUUGCUAUAAGGAAGGGAGGGGGGAGAAACGUGUAAAUACUUUUUGUGAAGGUCCUGAGUGCCAGAGAAAGUAUUUCCACAUUUCUAGUGACUAUAAUUGUUUCAAAGCAUGGCAUAGUAAAGCAUGUGAUAAGUAUAGAUAAUUUUUUGCAUGUAAAUUUUCUUGUUGUGAUAAAUAAAUUUGAAAAAAAAUAAAAAUAAAUAAAUACAAAAUAAAAACAAAAAAAAGUAAAGUUAGUUUACUUUACUCACACUGGCAUAAAACCACCUGACAUUGGAACAGUAGAAUUGUAAAUCUUUAGCUUUCUGUCAUUAGUAAAUAACAGUUUUAUUUCUUGUAAAUGUACUACCUGUAUUAGACUAGCAAAAUUGUAUGUAGUUGACUUUAGGUUGAAUCAUCAUCUGGUCUAAGUUUUUUUACCGUCUUAGAUCAAGUAUGGUGUCACAUCAAUUUUGGCCAGAAAAGGAAUAUAUUCACCACAUAUUUCAAUUAUGUGGAUGAGUCCUGAUUUGGCACACAUUUUUUUAUACCUACAAUGUUCAACAGCUUAUCUCAGGA